Molecule: messenger RNA, 3026 nt
Organism: Hemicordylus capensis (graceful crag lizard)
Lineage: Eukaryota; Metazoa; Chordata; Lepidosauria; Squamata; Cordylidae
Gene: RSPRY1
Product: ring finger and SPRY domain containing 1
Exons: 15
Coding region: 349-2076 (575 amino acids)
Cellular component (GO): cytoplasm
Molecular function (GO): protein binding; ubiquitin-protein transferase activity
Source: RefSeq, a predicted model, not a curated record
CGCGGCGAUGGGGGAAGGCGCGUCGGGGCCGCCUCCAUCUUUCCGGACCCAGCGACUGGCGGGCGAGGCGGUGGCGGCGAUGAUGAUGAUGGCGAUCAUGGCACAAAGGGGCGGCCCCGCUCGCCGGCUCCCCGGCCCGUCGCACUGAGAGGAGGAAAGGCAGCCGGAGGACCGGGGGAGAGCCGGCCGACCUGGCCGUGAUCUCCUUUUGGAUGACCAAUGUGUAUCUCCAAUGAUGAUGUUGGAAACUAAACCAACCAUUUCUCGUCCAUUCCGGUGGUUACAAACUCAUACAAUGCAAAGGCUGCAAUUCAGGAUCCAAAAAACAUUGCUUUUAAAACUGUCUAGAUGAUUGUUGUUGCUUUGGUUGUGUUCUAUGCGAGCAGAAGCCUUCUCCAGGGUUUACAGCUGACCCUCGAGCGGCACAUUCCUUGUUUGCUGCAAACCUUGGGGGCUAGCAACAUGGGCAAUUCCUGUGUUUGUCGAGAGGACAGUGGGGCAGAAGACAAUGCGGAAUCCAGGAGUCGCCAGGCAGAGAGCAGCCGAAUACCUGCAUCUGAAACAAGGAGCCAUCUGAGGGACCCAGUAAGGCCCCCUCGACGGGGACGGGGGCCACAUGAACCAAGGAGGAAGAAACAUAAUGUAGAUGGAUUAGUACUUGACACACUAGCAGUAAUUCGGACACUGGUAGACAAUGAUCAGGAACCUCCUUAUUCAAUGAUGACAUUGCAUGAAAUGGCAGAAACAGAUGAUGGCUGGCUGGAAGUUGUCCAAUCCUUAAUUAGAGUUAUUCCAUUAGAAGAUCCUUUGGGACCAGCUGUUAUAACUUUACUAUUGGAUGAGUGUCCGUUGCCAACAAAAGAUGCACUGACGAAGUUAACAGAAAUCCUGAGUUUAAAUGGAGCCGUUGCUCGCCAGGAUGCCUGUCAUCCUGCCAAACAUCGGAACACAACCGCAGUCCUAGGCUGUUUGGCAGAAAAGCUUGCUGGCCCAGCAAGUGUAGGUUUACUCAGCCCGGGAAUCCUGGAAUACUUAUUGCAGAGCUUGGAUUUCCAGUCCCACCCAACAGUAAUGCUUUUUGCACUAAUAGCCCUGGAAAAGUUUGCACAAACAAGUGAAAACAAAAUGACGGUUUCUGACACGUGCAUCAGUGACCAGCUUGCCUUGCUAGAAAAAUGGACAGAUAAUCCGGACUACUUAAAGCGCCAAGUUGGAUUCUGUGCCCAGUGGAGUUUAGACAAUCUAUUCUUGAAAGAAGGCAGACAGUUUACAUAUGAGAAAGUUGACUUGACCAACAUAAAGGCCAUGCUGAAUAGUAAUGAUGUUAGUGAAUACCUUAAGAUCUCGCCACAUGGGUUGGAGGCCCGGUGUGACGCCUCAUCUUUUGAAAGCGUCCGAUGUACCUUCUGUGUGGAUUCCGGGGUUUGGUAUUAUGAAGUCAUGGUCAUAACCUCUGGAGUUAUGCAGAUAGGAUGGGCCACCAAAGACAGCAAAUUUCUCAAUCAUGAAGGUUAUGGUAUUGGGGACGAUGAGUACUCCUGUGCAUAUGACGGCUGCCGGCAGCUGAUUUGGUAUAAUGCCAGAAGUAAACCGCAUUCUCACCCAUGCUGGAAGGAAGGUGACACAAUAGGAUUUUUGCUAGACCUGCAAGACAAGAAAAUGAUUUUUUAUUUAAAUGGAAACCAGCUUCCUGCUGAGAAGCAAGUCUUCUCUUCUGCUGUGUCUGGCUUCUUUGCAGCAGCUAGUUUCAUGUCUUAUCAACAGUGUGAAUUCAACUUCGGAGCAAAGCCUUUCAAAUAUCCACCAUCAGCUAAAUUUAGCACCUUUAAUGAUCAUGCCUUCCUGACAGCAGACGAGAAAAUAAUUUUACCAAGACAUCGGCGCCUGGCCUUGUUAAAGCAAGUAAGCAUCCGAGAAAACUGCUGCACCCUCUGCUGCGAUGAAAUAGCAGACACAGAACUCAGGCCAUGUGGACACAGUGACCUGUGCAUGGAGUGUGCCUUGCAACUGGAAACCUGCCCCUUGUGUCGACAAGAAAUACAAACCCGAGUCCGACAGAUUGCCCACAUUUCAUGACACGUGGGGAACUUGAUCCCAGGGACUUGCCUCCAAUCCAUUCUAGCUAGUGCCAGAAAGGACAAAGGCACCCCCGAACCAGUCCACACAUGUGCUGAAGGCCCAGUCGUGGCCCGCUCUCAAGCUGAACAGUUGCCUGUUUCACCUAAGAUGGAAGCCUGUUAACUCUCUCCACUGUCUCAGCCAUGGAUUAUUAUUUUUUAGCAGUAGUGAAAGCUGGUGGUACAACACGAGUUACUGGUUUGUCUCCAGCGAAGACCACUGGAGAGUCUCUCUCACAUUCUCUUUCCCUCCCUUAUUUCUCCCCACCACCCUUCUCCUGCCCCCUUCCCCUUUCUUAUCGUGUGCUGAAGAUUUUGCACUGGAAACAUAUGGUUUAUAAUCUCCUAUAAUGGGAACAUAUCAGUCUCUAAAACCUUUUAUUUUUGGCAGCCGAUGGUCGUCUAAAACAAAACGCCAAUAUUUCUUGGUCAAUGUAGCUUCCUGCUGGUCAGAGACCCUCUGUAUUUUUGGACAGUUAAUAUGAAAAUGUUCAAAGACUUGAAAUCUACAUGAAGAAACCAAUUUGUAAAGAAGGCAUGGAGUCUAUAGAAGAAUCCAAAUUUUUUUGAUAACUCAGUGAUUCCAAAGAACAUUCUUUUCUUUUCUUUUUUACUGCAGAAAAUUGGUGGUAUUUUCAUUCAUAGUGUUUCUUACUUCAAUUUCAGUACCUACAUUUUUUGUGAAAGUAAACUAAUUUUCAGGAGGAAUUCUUACCAUAUCUGCAGUGCUGGACUAGAAAGAGUUUGAUAUUCUGAGUGUUUUUAAGGUACCGCUGGUCAUUGCUUUUAAAAAAUUCAGUAUUGGUUCUUGCAAGUUCUGUAUGUUUUUAAGAAUACUGAGAUCUGGAAAGAACAUGGAGCAAACAUGUUAAUAUUGUUUUGAAAGAAAUAUAUGUUAUUUGAAUAGCA